UGCAGAAGGCAAACAGGUUAAAGUAGGAAGAAGCUAGAGCCCAGUCUUUCUCAAAGCAAGGACACCGCUUUCCAGGCUUAGCUGAAAUGAUUAAAGUACUUCUUAUUUCUACAGUUUUGUUCCUUUCUCAACACCGAGUAAGCUCUUCACUACAACAAUACCUCAAGCACGUACCUCACUACUAUACAGACAGACAUACAACAUACCCACGUACACAAGGGGAGAUGGAAAAAGGCCAUUUGGGUCAUCUAAGAUGUCUCUCCUGCCACCUCCAUCAUGGACAUGGACUGCACGAAGGCAAUUACCUGGGGUGAAGGACUACGAAGUGGUAUAUCCACAAAAACUACACCUAUUACACAAAAGAGAUGUAGCAGGAAACCAAAAUCCCAACAAUGAGGCAAAAUAUGACGACAGGAUGCAAUACGAAAUUAAAGUCAAUGGCGAGAAAGUGAUACUUCAUCUAGAAAAAAAUAAGGAUCUAUUUGCCAAGGACUACUCUGAAACUCAUUACUCAGAUGAGGGUCGAGAAGUGACAACAAGCCCUCAGAUCAAGGACCACUGUUUUUACGAUGGACACAUCCAAAACGAUAAUGACUCAGAAGCAAGCAUCAGUGCCUGCAGUGGUUUGAAAGGAUAUUUCAAGAGCCAGGGUCAAAGAUACCUUAUCCAACCCCUGAAGCUCACAGACAGCGAGGAACAUGCAAUCUUUAAAUAUGAAAGCCUGGAAGAUGUUGAAGGCCCAAAAACUUGUGGCGUAACCAACACUACCUGGGAAAAAGAAGAUCCUAUCAAAAAGUCCUCUAGAUCAAGCACCAGUAUCGAAAAACAGGAAUACCUGAAAGCGAAGAAGUAUGUCGAAGUCUACGUAGUUGUAGACAAUGCUGCGUAUAGGAAGUACAACCGUAACUUGACGAGUAUAAGAACACGGGUAUUUGAAAUAAUCAAUUACAUCAACAUGGUUUAUAAAGCCAUAAACAUUUAUGUGGCUUUGAUUGGGCUAGAAAUCUGGUCAGCUGGGGAUCCGUUCACUGUGAAUUCUUCAGCAGGCACCACCUUGGACAAAUUCUCAGCAUGGCGUCAAUCGAACCUGCUGAAACGGAAGAAUAAUGACAAUGCUCAGUUACUCACAGCGAUUGACUUUGAUGGGCCAACGGUCGGAUUGGCCUUUGUGGGAACCAUGUGCAGUUCUACUCAUUCCACAGGCAUUGUUCAGGACCAUAAUACCAAUCCAAUUUCAAUUGGAGCCACCAUGGCACACGAGAUGGGUCAUAAUUUUGGCAUGAAUCAUGACACUAGCUUCUGCAAAUGCAAUUCUGGAUCUUGUAUCAUGGCAGCACAACUCAGCUACAACAUCCCCAUGGAUUUUACUGCAUGCAGCCUCCAGGAUUUUCAGAAAUACCUAUUGGACCGAACACCAAUGUGCAUCACCAAUAUGCCUGCACUGAACGACAUAGUAGCAACCCCCGUUUGUGGGAACAACUUUGUAGAGAAAGGAGAGGAGUGUGACUGUGGAACUCCAGAGGAAUGCACAAAUAUCUGCUGCGACGCUGUAACAUGCAAGCUGAAGCCGAAUGCUAAAUGUGGAUUUGGGGAGUGUUGUGAAAACUGCCAAAUUAAAAAAGCAGGGACUCUUUGCCGACCGAUAAAGCAUGACUGUGACCUUCCCGAGCUGUGUACUGGCCAGUCCCACCAGUGCCCAGUGGAUCGAUUCAGAGUCAAUGGAUACCCUUGCAGAGAUGGCCAGGGUUACUGUUACAUGGGGAAAUGCCCCACCCUGCAGAGCCAAUGCAUUGCUCUUUGGGGAUCAGGUGCUACAGUAGCCGUAGACUCUUGUUAUAAGACUAACCAGAAUGGAGUUUAUUACGGACACUGCAAAAAGGCAAAUGGCACAUUCAUCCCCUGUGCAAAAAAAGAUAUACAGUGUGGGAAGUUAUUCUGUACUGGUGGUUCACGAAUGCCUACAGCUGGAAACCUCCUAUCUUUCGACUCAUGCAAAGGCAGUUUUCCUAAUGACAAUAAUGAAGACGCAGGCAUGGUCGCUGCUGGAACUAAAUGUGGUGAUGGAAUGGUGUGCAGCAAGGGACAAUGUGUUGAUAUCGAGAGAGCCUACAAGUCAACCAACUGUUCUGCCAAGUGCAAUGGACAUGCUGUGUGUGACCAUGAACUGCAAUGCCAGUGUGAAGAAGGAUGGGCACCGCCCAGCUGCGAUAGUGCCACAACAGUUCAGCAUUUCGCCAUCAUUGCCGGUGUGCUAGCUGCCCUUGCCAUCAUUGUGAUAGUUGCUGCUUUAAUCAUCCGCUACCGAAAUGCUAAGAAGCAGCAAGCUCAGAGCGGCCAGAGCAAAGGUGUAUCUGGAGAGACAAACCAAGGCUUCUCAGUGAAAGAACAGAAGAGACGUCCGAACGCUGCACCCAGGGUACCUGUCCAGGAGCAUAUCCCAGAGGAGAGAUCCAAUGGCAAGCCAGCCAUCCACCAAAAUACAAAAAUGCCUAUCAUAAAGCCAACCAUUCCACCACCUCCAGUUCCUACUGCCAAACCAGCCUUUUCUCCUGUCGUGGGCAAUUCUGUAGCACAGACAAAGUCCACUCCUUCACGAGUCCCAAAGGGCAAACCUGCACCCCCACCACAGGCUUUAAAACCACCAGUCAAACCCAGAGUAUGAAGCUAUUGAAGAACUGAUCAAGAUGCCUGACAUUCUGAGGGACAGUUUCCAUCUCUGUUCACCUUGUGGUUCCUGCCUUUGCCAAGAAACUAUGAUCGUCCCACUAACUUUCUUUUUUAAAUGGACUGGCAAUUUCUUUGAAAGAAAAUGUGUUUUUCAAAUAAUAUUGUAGUCCUUGGAUGAUGACAUCAGCCUGCCAUUCCUGGCUUUCCAGAGGAAAAGCCAGGAGAAUAUCAAACUGAACUGAGGGGGACCAUAUGUGAGUUAUUAAACCGGCUCAGUAUAUGUUUUGGGUUGGAAUUAAAACAAACAUCCUAACCGUCAGGCUGGUUAAGCACUGGAAUAAACUGCCUAGGGAGGUUGUGAAAUUUCCAUCAUUGGAGAUUUUUAAGAGCAAGACAGACAAACACAUCAGAGAUGGACUAGAUAAUACUUAGUCCUGCCAUGAGUGCAGGGGACUGGAUUAGAUGACCUCUCGAAGUCCCUUCCAGUCCUAUGAUUCUAGAGUCUAAGAUUUGGGAAAGUCUGGUGUGCUGGAUUCUGUCUGUAAAUUGCAAACUAGAUGUAAAGUUAAAGGACCAUCAGAGUAGCUGGAUCAAUGGCCCAACAUUGCCUUCAGUGGUGAACACCUGAUGCAAAGCUGUCAAGGGUAGAACAAAACUCCUUCCUCACCCUUGGAGGAAGUCAGCUUGUAUCAUUGAGGCAUGAGGCUGGAUUACCCUCCUGUUCGUCAGUUUAUUAGCUCUUGCGUUGACUGGCAACGCUUGAUAUCUGAGAAGUAUUUUGGUUCUGAAAACAUCCUUUGGAAUUAUAGUACCCCUUUAUUCUCUAUCACUUUAAAGGCCGCACAGUGAGCUAUUUUGAGCUGGGAAGAUUGGAUACAUGGUCAGAGACUGUAUUACAGUCAACCAGCUAGCUGCUUGGAUCACAGUGCUCCUGGAAAGCAUGCUUUGCCAGCCUGACAUGGAACUUCAGAUGCCAUAAUUGAACUCCAGGGACAAUGAAAAAAAUCCCUUAAUAAUUGGUUUUAUUCACCACUUAGUUCCCGAAUUAUCUCCUCUUCCCCCUUCCCACCCCGCCCCAUUCCAGCCGAGAAACACUGGUAUUUUCUUAAUUGGAGGGUUACUCUUUGCACUCUACUGUAUUAUUGUAAAUUUGCUAAUGAGUACUAGGCUGGGCACAUUGAUUUAUUAUUGCAAGACUGCUCCUGGGUGUGGGGCUUUGCACACUAGUAUGGUACUAGAGGGUUGUUCCUUAGUUCUGGGCUGCUGGCACUGCUGUUAUUGAUACCUGGGGCAUUGAUAUGAUGGUACUAGCAUCACUAUAUUUAGGUUAAAGCCCAGGGGCGUAUGUGUCAAGGGAAAAAAAAUGGUUACAAAAAAAUAAGAUGAGCCUUGUAUCCAAAGCACCCAACAUUUCAUAGUGGUUCCAGUUUGAACUAGGUUUGGUUCCAGGUCAGAUUCAAAAGCAGAAUGGUCCUUUCAUUUUCAGAACUGGUUAGGCUGUGGCUCAAGGCAGCAAUUUUACACCACUUGGGCACAAAAGUGUCGCUAAGGGAGAUUUUCUCCUGGUUGCAGAACCACCGAAGUGAAGUCAUAGCCUUGAAUUAGCCUCCACAUGAAAUUUAGAAUCGCAUUGUAACUCUAAUCUAUGUCACGUCCUGAACAUUCCCUGUUUGGCCUGCUCUUUAAAAAGAGCCAUAUCCUCAGCUAGUGUAAAUCUAAGCUCCAUAGAGGUUAGCUCAAUUGUUCCAGUUUGCACCAGUUGAAAUUCUGGCUUACAAUAUCUUAUUUUGAUAGUCAACAGCUAAGUUUAAAAAAAAAAAAAAAAAAAAGGAAGUGUAGCUAGAAGUAUUGACGUGCCCACUGUGGUGUCUCAAACAAAAACAAAAAAUGUGAAAAAUAUCCAUUCCUUCUUUUAUGCUACGAUUUCCUUUGGGCUGUCAAUCAAGCAUUAUAAAAGAGAGAACAAUGCUAUGAAAUGAUAAUAUUCUGUUACUUGCCUUGUAAGCUGUCAGUUUUGGGUGUACAUUUUUUUUAGAUUUAACUUCAUUGUGAGAACAUUUGUGUCUCCCACUUUGGAAUCAUUUCUUCUCUAUUUGUAUUCAAAGACAUUUAAUAUAAGCAAGUUUAAACAUGGUGUAUGGAGAUUUUAAAAAGUUAUUUUUAUUACCUAUAAAUAAUGUAUUUACAAAGAUUUCUGUAUUAAAAUGUUCUAAGAAAAGCA
Messenger RNA from Dermochelys coriacea (leatherback sea turtle), 4888 nucleotides. Its product is annotated as zinc metalloproteinase-disintegrin-like NaMP. The transcript has 25 exons. The record is from RefSeq and is a predicted model, not a curated record. Gene Ontology annotation, molecular function: metalloendopeptidase activity. Gene Ontology annotation, biological process: proteolysis. Gene Ontology annotation, cellular component: plasma membrane. Lineage: Eukaryota; Metazoa; Chordata; Testudines; Dermochelyidae. The coding region runs from base 254 to 2662 and encodes 802 amino acids.